This is a messenger RNA of Eremomyces bilateralis CBS 781.70, 1736 nucleotides long. RefSeq names its product MFS general substrate transporter. The transcript has 2 exons. Lineage: Eukaryota; Fungi; Ascomycota; Dothideomycetes; Eremomycetales; Eremomycetaceae. The record is from RefSeq and is a predicted model, not a curated record. Bases 32 to 1633 code for a protein of 533 amino acids. Gene Ontology annotation, biological process: transmembrane transport. Gene Ontology annotation, molecular function: transmembrane transporter activity.
GUUAUUUCUAUUAUGAGAUCGUCAGUGCAAGAUGAGCGGCAACCUGGCAGAUGGGACGAAGUCCGGAGAUAAGAUUGAAUCCCCAUUAAUCCCGAUCCAAGAUACCCCACAGCCGAAGUCGAACGUUUCCGAGUCAACCUCAACAAUCCAAGAAAAGCCACAUACAUCCACGAUAUCGGGCGUGGAUUUGGAACCCUCAAACCGGGACCAGCCAUGGACUGGCCAAUUGAAGAAAGCAUGGAGCAGUGUCGUAUGGUUCGUGACCUGGACGCCUCCAAGAUGUCGCUGGGAUCCGGAGAAGCCACCCACCUUCUCGAUUGGCCUAAACGUACUGUUCGCGUUCGCGGCGGCCUUUUCCGUGGCGAAUCUCUAUUACACGCACCCGAUUCUAAAUGUCCUCGCUGCAGAUUUUGGGGUUCCGUAUGAGAAAGUCUCGCAGAUCCCUACCGUGAUGCAGGCUGGGUAUGCGGCGGGCCUCCUCUUUCUGUGUCCUUUGGGAGACUUGCUCAGGAGAAGACAUUUCGUGCUGGGUUUGGUGUUUCUCACUGCGACGCUAUGGAUAGUGUUGUGCGUCACCAAGUCGCUAACGCUUUUCACGGCCAUUUCGUUCAUCACCUCGGUGACGACGGUCACUCCGCAACUUGCUCUACCACUGGUCGGCGACCUUGCUCCUCCAGAGCGUAGAGCGGCCGCGCUGUCAAUCGUAGUUUCAGGACUUAUGUUGGGGAUCUUGAUCGCCAGAGUGGUCUCGGGGACAAUGACCAACUUCACCUCCUGGCGUAACGUGUACUGGAUGGCGCUCGGUCUGCAAUAUUCGAUCCUCGUUUUACUCUGGCUCUUCAUGCCGGACUAUCCGUCGACCAACCCCGAUGGACUCAACUACUUCUACAUGCUGUGGUCAAUCGUGCAGAUGGUAUGCCAGCACCCCGUCCUCGUCCAGGCCUGCUUGAUCGGCUUUUUCUCCUCCGCGACCUUCACGAACUUCUGGACCGUCGUCACUUUCUUGCUCUCGGGAUCGCCAUAUUUUUAUUCCCCGCUAGUUAUUGGCCUAUUCGGCCUCAUCGGCGUCGCGGUAAUGAUCCUCGGGCCGCUCUACGCCCGUCUCGUCACGGAUCGCUUCGUCCCAUUAUUCAGCGUCCUAGUCGGAAUAAGUUUGGCGCUUGUCGGCAUCAUCAUCGGGACGUAUACGGGGACAAUUACGGUGGCUGGACCGAUUAUCCACGCCAUCCUCAAUGACUUUGGGAUGCAGACCACGCAGAUCGCGAACCGUAGCGCUAUCUAUUCGAUUGAACCCAAGGCACGCAAUCGACUAAACACGGCGUUCAUGGUGUCGGUGUUCUGCGGCCAACUGACUGGCACUUCGGCUGGUAGUCAUCUUUACGCUGCUGGCGGAUGGAUUCGCAGCGGCAGUGCCAGCGUGGGCUUUGUUUGCGCUGCGCUUUUAAUCGCCCUUGUCAGGGGGCCGCAUGAGAAGGGUUGGAUCGGAUGGGGUGGUGGAUUCGGACUCAGAAAUAAAAAGGAACCUAUCACCGAUAUAUCGCUGCGCAAUGAUAGUUCAGAGGGGGAGAGUCUCCCUGUUGAAGUGGAAGUCUGUGAAGACAUGGAAAAAGGCGCCGUCGGGAAGAAAGAAUAGAUCAUGUAGAUAUCAGCUCGGCGACUUUAAUAGAUUGUAUAUAACUCUAGAACCAGUGGGAAAGGGCAUGAUACGUCAAAUGCAAACUUGAAUUCAAUAAAAC